Messenger RNA from Acomys russatus (golden spiny mouse), 1058 nucleotides. RefSeq names its product DnaJ heat shock protein family (Hsp40) member C17 (gene Dnajc17). Lineage: Eukaryota; Metazoa; Chordata; Mammalia; Rodentia; Muridae. Gene Ontology annotation, molecular function: nucleic acid binding. The record is from RefSeq and is a predicted model, not a curated record. Gene Ontology annotation, cellular component: spliceosomal complex. Gene Ontology annotation, biological process: spliceosomal complex disassembly.
AGUACCGACCCCCCCCCCCGCACCCCACCGCACUCACGCUCGGACUCUUGGGAGUUGUAGUGUUAAUUCGGUCUAGGCCAGAACCAUGGCGGUGGCCAAAGAGCUCUUACAAAUGGAUCUGUACGCGCUGCUAGGCAUUGAGGAGAAGGCGGCAGAUAAAGAGGUGAAGAAGGCAUACAGGCAAAAAGCGCUCUCCUGUCACCCAGACAAAAACCCAGAUAACCCCAGAGCAGCUGAACUCUUCCACCAGCUUUCCCAGGCCUUGGAGGUACUGACUGAUGCUGCAGCCAGGGCUGCUUAUGAUAAGGUGAGGAAAGCCAAGAAGCAGGCAGCAGAGAGGACCCAGAGGCUCGAUGAGAAAAGGAAGAAAGUGAAGCUUGACCUGGAGGCCCGGGAGCGGCAGGCCCAGGCCCAGGCCCAGGGGAGUGAGGAAGAUGAGGAGAGCCGGAGCACCACAACCCUAGAACAGGAGAUUGCGCGCCUUCGAGAAGAGGGUUCCCGUCAGUUGGAGGAGCAGCAAAGGUUGGUCCAGGAGCAGAUCCGCCAGGACCGAGAGCAGAGGCUGAGAGGAAGAACAGAAAAUAUUGAAGGCAAAGGAACCCCCAAACUAAAGCUAAAGUGGAAGUGUACGAAGGAGGAUGAGUCCCAAGGUGGCUACUCCAGAGAUGUCCUCCUCAGGCUCUUACAAAAGUAUGGGGAGGUUCUCAACCUGGUGCUGUCCAGAAAGAAGGCAGGCAACGCCAUAGUGGAGUUUGCAACUAUCAAGGCUGCGGAGCUGGCUGUCAGAAAUGAAGUAGGCCUGGUGGACAACCCUCUGAGGAUUUCCUGGUUGGAGGGACAGCCCCAGAGCACAGUGGACCCCAGCCACCCAGGAUUGCCAACGGGCUCAGUGCUGUCAGAAAGGGACUAUGAGAGUCUUGUCAUGAUGCGCAUGCGCCAAGCCGCUGAGCGCCAGCAGCUCAUCGCCCAGAUGCAACAGGAAGAUGAGGGGCAGCCCACGUAGCCCCAGCUCUGGCCUUCCCACCCCACACCCAUCCCUGAAUCAUGACCAAUAAACU